UUCCUUUCUCAGCCGAUUGUCCUGUGGGGGGAUAUUUUGGUCCACUCGUCUCCCUCCUGAAAUCUCAUUCUUAAACCACUCCUCUGACAGGCAGCAGGCACCUUCACUCAACUGACCAAAAUAGCCCAAUGGGCUGCUCUUCGCUAGUGUGCUGUCAUGAAGCCCACUCCCCACCCAAUGCCAGGUCCUGCUCUGGCUAAGGGAAGAGGACACUGACACAGACACAUAUAUACACCGGAGCUCAGAAGAGUACUAGAACAGCCACUUGUGUUCACACACUAUACACCUUGCUGAGAAUAACUGGACUAAGAGACUAUUUAUCACACAGAUUGUGAGGAGUUACGUAAUUUCAGUGCCUACUUCAUGUGGGAAGGAGGAGAGACUGUUUAACAAGAAGUAAACAGCUGAGAAAGUUGCACUCUUAAGAUUGUCAUCAUGAAGUUACAUGUGGCACUAUUUUUUGCUGGGCUCUUUGGUGCCUUGGCAACUCUGUUCAUUCUCUUGUCUUUUGGCACGGACUAUUGGCUCUUGGCAUCAGAGACCUGCAAUUCACAUUCAAAUGGUCCGGUUGCUUUGCAGCGAGGUGAUGUCAUGGUCAACCAAGUUAGCGAAGACCAGAACAUUACCUUUCAUCACGAGGGCUUCUUUUGGCGCUGUAGCUUUAAUGACAUCACGAAUGAUGACGAUCUGUGGAAAUUCUGGUUUGAAAAUCAGCCACAUGCAAGGGAAUGCAAACCUGCAUAUCUUCUCCCCUUUCCGUUCCCUGACCAGAUCUACAACACUACCAGCUAUCAGACUGCCAUAAUCUACAGAGGUUUCUGGAGCAUCUCUAUGUUGCUGGGUGUGGCCGCUGUGGUGGCCGGCGGUUUCAUUAUUAUUUGCGCAGCUCCAUUCGGCAGUCAUCGCCUUUAUAAAGCAGGAGGUGGACUCUACCUCAUUUCUGGUUUCUUCCUUCUCGUUGUCACUGUGAUGUAUGUUUUCUGGUUAGAUGUUUUGGAUGUUAUAAGCUCGUAUAAGGAAUAUCAGAAGUCGAAUAAGUGCCCUGAUUUUGAGCUCAGUAUGACUUAUGGCCUCUCUUUCAUGUUUGCUCCUGUGGGCGUGUUCUUCUGUCUUCUGUCUGGUCUUCUCUUCCUAGUGAUUGGCCGUACAGUCAAACAUCAUUAUAACUGAACCUCAUGAAUGGUUUCAAAACACAGCUCAAAAUGCAUUAAAGGGAUUGUUCACUCCAAAAUGAAACUUUUGUCAUUGAUU
Sinocyclocheilus rhinocerous is the source of this 1251-nucleotide messenger RNA. It is a transcript of the gene tmem182a, whose product is annotated as transmembrane protein 182a. Bases 436 to 1170 code for a protein of 244 amino acids. NCBI's taxonomy places the organism in Eukaryota, Metazoa, Chordata, Actinopteri, Cypriniformes, Cyprinidae. The transcript has 5 exons. Gene Ontology annotation, cellular component: membrane. The record is from RefSeq and is a predicted model, not a curated record.